AUGGAGAGCUUCGACGACGUGACUCUUAUCGGCCCAGUAUUAGACCCCACAGUACACGAUGACCACCUCUCUACAAACCAUGAUACGAAGAGGAAACCCGACGGAGAAUCUGGUGGCACAGGAACCCCCACUUCCAGCCAGUCCGUGAAUGCAAGCCGCACCCAAAUCGAGGAAGCUGGAUCUGAAAUAGCGGAAGAACCAACAAUAUCAACUGAGUUUCCUCCGGAAGAGGAAGAUGAAGAACCACACGUUGCGACGUCUUUUGAGCGCGAAUCUUCGCCCUCGUCUGCGCAAAAACACCGCUUAGGAUUGGAGGGCGAAGAUGAGGGCAUCACCCGCUUGCACAAAUUCACACUCUACGAGACGGCGACCAGAUUCUACAUGGUUGGAAUCAACCUAUCCGAGACGCGCUUCCGAAUUUUGAAAAUCGAUCGCACCACGGAGUCAGGCGAGUUGAGCAUCAUCGAAGAUGAAAUGAUUUACACAAAGAGGGAAAUGACCCAGCUUCUCGACGCCAUCGACGAUGGCAAUAAGAGCUCCGGUGGUCUUAAUCAAAAAUGUAGUGCUUGGGCUUUGCUCGGCUUUAUUCGAUUCACAGGGGCAUAUUACAUGCUUCUUGUCACAAAGAGAAGCCAGGUGGCCAUGCUGGGCGGUCACAAUGUCUACCAGAUCGAUGAGACAGAACUUGUCCCAUUGACAACAUCGGACUUAUUCCGUCUCAAGCCAGAGAACCAACCAGAUGAGGAGAGAUACAAGGCAAUAUUGAAUAAUCUUGACCUUACCCGAUCCUUCUACUUCAGCUACUCCUACGAUAUCACAAGGUCAUUACAGCAUAAUGUCUGCCGCGAACGGAAAGCCCAUCAGGAUGGAUUGCCUCGAUUUUUACCGCAGGACUACAAUACCAUGUUUGUUUGGAACAAUCAUCUCCUUGCUCCAGCGUUGGCCACCCUGAAGAACCCAUUCCAAUGGUGCCUUCCGAUCAUUCAUGGAUAUGUGGACCAGUCGAAGAUGAGUGUAUUUGGACGAUUGGUAUACAUUACGAUCAUUGCUCGGCGGUCUAGACUUUUUGCUGGUGCUCGAUUUUUGAAGCGAGGUGCCAAUGAUUUGGGAUAUGUGGCAAAUGAUGUGGAGACCGAACAGAUUGUUUCUGAGCAAACAACUACAUCCUUCCACUCUGCAGGCCCAACACUGCAUGCGAACCCCAAUUACACUUCCUAUGUACAGCACCGUGGAAGUAUUCCUCUCUAUUGGACCCAAGAGAAUACGGGCGUCUCACCGAAGCCUGACAUCGAGCUAAACGUCAUCGAUCCAUUCUACUCCGCAGCGGCAUUGCAUUUUGAUAAUCUUUUUGAGAGAUAUGGGACGCCGGUCUACAUCCUGAACCUUGUCAAAGCUCGUGAACGGACACCGAGGGAGUCAAAGCUCCUCAAAGAGUUCACCAAUGCCGUUGAAUAUCUUAACCAAUUUCUGCCCGAGGACAAGAAACUGAUUUACAGAGCGUGGGAUAUGAGCCGCGCGUCAAAAAGUCGAGACCAGGAUGUAAUACGAACGCUGGAGGGGAUUGCUGGUGAUAUUAUACCAAAGACGGGGUUUUUCAAAAACGGAGGCGAUGUUGAGUCGGGCCUGCAGCUUCAGAAUGGAGUAGCGCGAACUAACUGCAUCGACUGCUUGGACCGAACUAACGCAGCGCAAUUUGUUAUUGGCAAACGAGCCCUCGGGUACCAACUUCACGCUCUUGGUGUCAUCGACGAGACAACAGUCGAAUAUGACACAGACGCUGUCAACCUGUUUACAAACAUGUUCCAUGAUCACGGGGACACGAUCGCCAUCCAAUAUGGAGGAUCCCAUUUAGUCAACACCAUGGCCACAUACCGCAAGAUAAAUCAGUGGAGUAGCCAAUCUCGCGAUAUGGUAGAGAGCUUCAAGCGAUACUACAACAACUCUUUCCUCGAUGCCCAACGUCAAGAAGCAUACAACCUCUUCCUCGGGAAUUACAUUUUCUCGCAUGAUGCCCCGAUGCUUUGGGACCUUGCAAACGAUUACUACCUGCAUCACGGAAAUCCCAAAUUGCAGAAAAAGCGACCGCAUUACAUUCACUGGUACACACCUGAAAAUUUGAAAGAGCGGGAAAUGCCUCCUCCACCAGCAUGUCCGAAAGAGCCACUCUCUCGCUUUGACGAUUACUGGCUGGAAUACUACCGUCCACUUGCACUUUCCACACUCUCCAAGAUCUACUCCUACAAGAUGAACUCUACUCUACGCUACCUUCCCCAUUUUCGUGGAAGCCAGGUUGCUCCAGAUCUCAGUCCAUUCGUACCCCGCAUCCCACCAGAGCAAGUCCAGCGCGACCGUCCACAGCGAUCAGUGAAGAUCCAAGAACCAAACACCCGCUCUACAACAACAACGCCACCAAUCCUGGAAUCUGACCAGGGCUGGACACGGCAGCUACCGUCCUCCUCGAAACAGCCCCCCUCGGUUGGAAUCAUCAAGGAGCCGACAUUUGAGUUAUACCAGGGAAAUCGCAUCCCACCCAUCAACUCAUCUACCACCUCAACCACACCCAGCAAAGCGCAGAUUGCUCAAUGGACACUCGGACAGCUAGUCUCUGAUUCUUUGAAUCCGUCUGUUACCGCAACAGAAGCAGAGGAAUACGAGCGCUACAUCAACCAUCCUCUCAAAGUCCCGCUGGUCGUUACGUCUGAAAGUGAAGUGACGGCCGCCUCACUUCGAGAACAUAAGCCGAAUCUCGAUCUUCUGGAGUAUGCGAAUAAGUGCAAUGUUGAGGAAGCCGUGCUUGAAGCGAACGCGGAGGAAAACAUGUCCGAUUACGCGGAGUUUCUCAAUGUGUCGGAGGAGGGGCUUACCGUCGUCGGUGAGGAUUAUGAAAAGAAGAGAUAUAAGAGGUAUAGACAGUGGUUGCGUGGAAAGAGUCUUUUCAAGCAACGGGUUGAUAUGUGA
Molecule: messenger RNA, 2958 nt
Organism: Penicillium odoratum
Lineage: Eukaryota; Fungi; Ascomycota; Eurotiomycetes; Eurotiales; Aspergillaceae
Product: phosphatidylinositol-3,5-bisphosphate 5-phosphatase
Exons: 1
Coding region: 1-2958 (985 amino acids)
Biological process (GO): phosphatidylinositol dephosphorylation
Cellular component (GO): intracellular membrane-bounded organelle
Molecular function (GO): phosphatidylinositol-3,5-bisphosphate 5-phosphatase activity
Source: RefSeq, a predicted model, not a curated record